UUGAUACAGUGGAUUUACUUAGUAUUUGGCCCACAGAAGUGGACGUGUUGAAAAAUGGAAAAGAAAUUAUUUAAUUCGUGACGAUUAAUUUGACAUAUUAAUCAAAAAUGGAGAAAUUUUUGAUUUCCAUUCUGCUGCUCUGUGUCAUUCUUCUAACAGAGCACAGCUAUGCGGACUAUUGCCUGACGUACUACUCAAACAACAUCAACACCUACUAUAUGUACUGUGCGGACGGAUGCUGUGGAUACUCACACGACAGAGAGUGCUGUAACAAGAUCAACUCGGGGGCUAUCGCUGGGGGUGUGAUCGGGGCUCUAUUGGCCAUCGCCAUCGUCGCUGGCGUCAUCGUGUACUGCUACAUCUCCAAGAAGAAGAAGAAAAAGAAGGAAGAAGAAGAGAUUGAGGAUGGGUUUGAGUUUAACAUCAAUCACCCUUACAUGGGAUAUGGAUUACCACCUGCAGGUGAACCAGAGCCAGGCUACCUGAACCAAGGCUUCCCGGGGGCUCCACUCGGACCACCGCCGGCGUACGACCACCCACCCCCGGCUCCCAUGGCCACUGUCGGGGCUAGAGGAGGGCCAGACGACCUGUCGCCGCACCCCACAGAACCCAUCUGAAGAGAUGGAGAAGGAUUCAAGAAUUCAAUGAGCCCUUUUCUGUGUUUAAAUUGAAUAUUAAUGUUUUUGAAGAAUGUUUACUACAUUUGAUAUUGAAUACCGUGUGGUUUUAUAAUACAGAUUACAUGUGCAUUGUAUUAUGACAUGCGCAUGGUUUUUUUAUACAUUAAUUUUCAUUUUAUCAAUUGAAUGUAAAUCACAAUUGUAUACAUGUUAAAAAAAAACUUCAACUCUUGGUCAAAGUUAACGAUACCUAAACACAUGACAAUACUGAGAUAUUCUUUGUAAAUAUUGUUCUGUUAUUAUUAUUUUUUUAUUGCGAUAUAUAUGUAUCUUAAUUGUGACCUCAUAGUUUUUAUUGAAUGGAUUGUGAGGUUACAAAACAAGGCUAUUCAUUCAGUCACCAUUAACUAGCUGCUCAAAAUCCUCACAAAAGUUUGAUGGAAGCAAGGAAUGUUUCUACACAUUCUACUUUGUGUUAAAGUGUAUUGGAUAGCGUAAUGUAAAAAAAAAUAAUAAAGCAAUUUUACAGCG
This is a messenger RNA of Magallana angulata, 1151 nucleotides long. RefSeq lists its product as uncharacterized. NCBI's taxonomy places the organism in Eukaryota, Metazoa, Mollusca, Bivalvia, Ostreida, Ostreidae. The record is from RefSeq and is a predicted model, not a curated record. The transcript has 4 exons. The coding region runs from base 108 to 617 and encodes 169 amino acids.